AAGUUCUAAACCACUACAAUGAAACGGUCGGAGGAAGUAACCGAACCCACCACCAAGUUCGCUCAAAAUGGAUGCCGAUGCAAACAAAAAUUAACACAUUCAACGGCCUAUAUCAUCAAGCGGAUCGUUUACGUCCUAGCGGGGAGGACGAUGCUUAUGUAAUGAAGCAAGCGCUAAAGGAUUACAAAAACAAAGAAAAAAUUGACUUUGCUCAUAUUGCGGCUUGGGAGGUUGUUAGAACAAAUCAAAAGUGGUCGCCGAUACCUUUAUUGAAUGAAGAAAGCUCCGACUCGGGUCGAAAAAGAAAGUCUUCGGAUUCGGGAAAUUAUGCACGAGGAUCACCGAAUGUCGAAAUCUCGAGCGGAUUCGAUCUUCCCGACAUAAACGAGGAUCCUUCACCACCACCAAGACGACAAGCGAGGAAGGACAAAAAGGACAAAGGCCCGUCUUUAACAAACGAAAAUCCAAGAGAUAUAACACACAAAUUCGAAGAGUACAAGGCCAUGAAAAAAGAGAUAAUGGAAAUUAAACGUAUACGAGAAGAAAAAUACUUUACCUUGGCGGAUGAGCAACGAGAGGCGUUGCGACAAACAAUGUUCGACAAGGACUUGGAGACGUAUAAUCGGCCCACCGACAAUGUUCACCCUGCUAUGUUGGCAAUCACACUCGCUAGAAAACGUGAGAUCGCAAAAAAAUAUGGAUGGCCUUGUGAUUUUUAG
Molecule: messenger RNA, 719 nt
Organism: Helianthus annuus (common sunflower)
Lineage: Eukaryota; Viridiplantae; Streptophyta; Magnoliopsida; Asterales; Asteraceae
Exons: 2
Coding region: 72-719 (215 amino acids)
Source: RefSeq, a predicted model, not a curated record